Girardinichthys multiradiatus is the source of this 1802-nucleotide messenger RNA. It is a transcript of the gene dnajb12a, whose product is annotated as DnaJ heat shock protein family (Hsp40) member B12a. Lineage: Eukaryota; Metazoa; Chordata; Actinopteri; Cyprinodontiformes; Goodeidae. Gene Ontology annotation, molecular function: Hsp70 protein binding. The transcript has 9 exons. The record is from RefSeq and is a predicted model, not a curated record. Gene Ontology annotation, cellular component: endoplasmic reticulum membrane. Gene Ontology annotation, biological process: cellular response to misfolded protein. Bases 60 to 1169 code for a protein of 369 amino acids.
GGAGAAUCGACGUCAUCACUUUGCGUCCAGGGACAAGUAAACAGUUCCGCUGUGUCGCGAUGGACUCAAACAAGGACGAAGCGGAACGUUGCAUUAAAAUAGCACUAAAUGCAAUCAGUAAUAAUCAGCUGGAGAAAGCCAGAAAGUUCUUGGAGAAGGCCCAGCGUUUAUUUCCGACAGAUAAGGCCAAAAACCUUUUGGAGUCAUUAGCGCAGAAUGGAAAGCCUCCAGAUGAGAACGGCAGUGCUGUAAACGGAGAUGGAUCCGGGGUGAGACACCGCGGCGAGAGAGACGGAGCUAAUGUUUCCCAGGGCCACACAGACUCGGACAAAUCUUACACAGCAGAGCAGCUGGAGGCUGUCAAAAAGAUUAAGAGCUGUAAAGAUUAUUACCAAAUUCUGGGAGUGGAAAAGUCAGCAUCUGAGGAGGACCUUAAAAAGGCUUACAGGAAGCUGGCCCUGAAAUUUCACCCAGAUAAAAAUCACGCGCCUGGAGCCACAGAGGCAUUUAAAGCCAUUGGUAAUGCCUAUGCUGUUCUAAGUAACACCGAAAAACGAAGACAAUAUGACCAGUAUGGAGAGGAGCAAACACAGCCAAACAGACACAGGCACCACCACGAUUUUGAGGCAGAUAUCUCUCCUGAGGACCUUUUUAACAUGUUCUUUGGUGGAGGCUUCCCAUCAAGUAACGUCCAUGUUUACAGGAAUGGAAGAAUGCAUUUUGCACACCAGAAUAGACAAGAAAGACGGGAACAGCAGAGAGAUGGAGGGUUUGCUCUGCUGGUCCAGCUGAUGCCCAUCUUAAUUCUCAUCAUUGUUUCUGCUCUCAGCCAGUUGAUGGUCACGCAGCCUCCUUACAGCCUUAGCUAUCGUCCAUCAGCCGGACAUGUUCACAAAAGGCAUACGUCACACCUAAAGGUGCCUUUCUAUGUGGGGGAUCGUUUCAAUGAAGAAUUUACAGGCAAUAACCUGAAAACUGUUGAAAGAAGUGUAGAAGAAGACUAUAUCUCUAACCUAAGAAACAACUGCUGGAAGGAGAAGCAGCAGAAGGAAGGCUUGUUGUAUCGUGCUCGUUACUUUGGGGACUCUGAGUUGUACCAAAGGGCUCAAAGAAUGGGGACCCCUAGCUGUUCCAGACUAUCUGAGAUUCAGGUCAUACUGGAUGGCUAGGAAACGCUUGCAAACACAUGGAGUUCGUCGGUACUUGAAUCUAAGGAGGAGAAAUCAGUCUGGGGCCACUCUUAAUUGGAGCAAAUUUCUGCAGCAACCCAAGAGAAUCUAAACAAGCAUAACACUCUGUGUGCAGAGGGGCCUCGUCAGGGGACCUUUCCUGCAGCUCGAUCCACUUCCUGUAGAGCCGCAAGAAGCUUUGAGCUGCCUGCUGACAUUUUCUUCCUCUCCGGUCUCAACCAGUGGUGAGAGUCCGAUGGGCGUCAUGGUGGAAAGUGAGCCUCUGUUAUCUACUCAAACGAUAAAGAAGGCUGCUGAGAUUAGCUUCCUCUGUCCUGAUCUUUUUAUUUUUCUUCCUGGAGAAACCUGAAGGCCUUUCUCAUAGACAAGACAGUCUGAGCCACUCAUGAGGAAAAAAAGUGUGUAAUUUUUAUAGUUCUUACCAAUGUAAAUACUCAUUUUACUUAACAGUGCAGGGGAUGGUAGUCAUUUACAAAACCGUUUUGUGAAUUUGCUUGUAGCCUGUUGGAUCAUAACUAGUAAAAAUUGUUGCACAGAUUAAAGUAAAACCUAUUUAUUAAAUUAACAAGCUAAAAUUCUAUACAAUUAUUUGAAUAAAAGUUGUCUGAUGAA